Hirundo rustica (Barn swallow) is the source of this 3408-nucleotide messenger RNA. Its product is annotated as regulator of G-protein signaling 16. The transcript is spliced from 5 exons. The record is from RefSeq and is a predicted model, not a curated record. The coding region runs from base 362 to 973 and encodes 203 amino acids. Lineage: Eukaryota; Metazoa; Chordata; Aves; Passeriformes; Hirundinidae.
CACCCGCGGGCUGUUACUCAGCAGGCUCCGCACGUCGGUGGAAACGAGCCCGGCUUUUUCUCCCCGUUCUCGAGGAAGCGGCUAUGACUGUGAUGCUCAAGGACGAGCCCGGGCCUCCCACUGCCCCCUCCCUCGGCAGCACACACAAACUUACCUAAGCUCUUAUCUUCACGGGCUCUGCCCGAGCAGCUUUUGGUUGGCUGGAGGCUGGAGCGAUGCCGGGUCCCCCUCCCCGCUCUCCCGCCUCCCACCCGAUAUAAAGCGCGGCUCCGCGCCGCUGUCGCAGCCGCCAGCACACGACCGCGGGGCAGGUGGUGCCGCAGCCGCCGUCGCAGCCCGCCGCCAGCCCCGCCAGGAGCCGAUGAGCUGCUGGAUGCCCGGGCGCCCGGCUCUCAGCAUGUGCCGCGGCUUGGCCGCGCUGCCCGUCGCUUGCCUGGAGAGAGCCAAGGAUCUGAAGAGCCGCUUGGGCAUCCUGCUUCAUAAACCCGAGCUGGGACACAAGAUCGGGAGCUCCAGCAAGCUGCAGCUGGGCUCUAGGCGCAGAGACUCCUCCCGAGAGGUGCUGGAGUGGAGGGAGUCCUUUGACCAACUCCUCAAGAGCAAAAGUGGGGUAAACGCCUUCCACACCUUCCUGAAGACUGAAUUCAGCGAGGAGAACCUCGACUUCUGGCUGGCAUGCGAGGACUUCAAAAAGACCCGGUCGAAAACCAAGCUGGCCUCCAAAGCCAACAGGAUCUUCGAGGAGUUUGUCCAAAGUGAGGCGCCCAGGGAGGUGAAUAUCGACCACGAAACCAGGGAGAUCACCCGCAAGAACCUCUCGGGGGCCACCUCCGCCUGCUUCAACGAGGCCCAGGCCAAGACCCGCACGCUGAUGGAGAAGGACUCCUACCCCCGCUUCCUGAAAUCCGCCUCCUACCAGGACAUGACCAAGCAGGCCGCCAGCCGCGGCACCAGCAAGCGGUCGCACACCUGACCCGAGCCCCGGCGCGCCGCGGGGGGACGAGCCGGGGGGCCAGGCACCGGGUGGGACGUGGUUUGCCGGGGCCGAGGCCCGUGUGGCGGCGUUUCGGCCGAAGUUCUGGGAUUUUAGCAGGAUCCCCAGCACCUCGAGCCGGAGCCGGCGUUCCUCCCUCUCCGGGUGGGAGCCCGGAGCCUCCCCUCGCAGCUCGGCCGGAGAUUUGCGCCGCUGCAGAGGCGGAAAGAAAUGGGGUUUGAGCUGGGAGCCCGGGGAAGAGGGACGGGAUUCCCCUGAGCAUCCGCAGCCGAAGAGCUCCCACCUGCUCUCUCUGACCGGGGGAAUCAGCCCCGGCUGCGGGGCCGGCGCAGGAGACCGCCGCUCCCGCUCGCAGGGAACGGAUAAAAGCCCCGAGACUGCCUGGCAUUUUCAGCUGGAGGGAUCCUGCGCCUGCCUUCUCCCGAUCCCGAGACCCUCCGGCUGUGUCCUGUGCAUGCUCUGCAUCGAAGCUUUCCACCUCCUUCCAGUGCAGUGACCUUUUUAUCCCUCGCUUGAGCUCCACGACCUUCAGAUUGCGCCUAAUCAUAGGUCACGUGCGCGACCUUUUAUUCCUAUUAUUGUUAUUUAUUUUAUUUUACGGUCGUUGUUAUUAUUAUAUCUGUAUUUAUUAGAGGAGCACUGCUGAAAGCACACGCGCAUGUCCCUCGCUCUGAGGAGCUUGUAAAUGAAAUUAUUUCAGCUGUUGUAGCACUUAGCAUGCCUCCCACCUUUUCUGUGUAAUGAUUUGAGAGGACCAGGCAGAUUUGUAGCACAGUUGUGGAGCGAGGCACACCAAUAACAGCAGGGAGAGCUGCUAGAGGAGCACAGAGGCAGUGCAAGGAUGCUUUGCAGCCCGUGUUGUUGCCUCUCUCCCCUCAAAGAUGUGGAAGGCAUCUCAGCACACAGCAGCUUGUCCUAGGCAGGGAACAGAGAGGUCAAACGGGCACUUUGGUGAGCAAUCCUAUGGAAAAACUUGAUUUUCACACAUGGGAGAGAACACCUGGGUUUAUAAUCGGGCUUGGUGUUCCCUUGGAUGGUGAAACCAUCUGCAGUCUGCAGCCACAGCACUUUACCAGAAACGCGCGGAGUGAGAGAAGUCGGUGCCGUGAAUUCAGUGACUCGGAGGGGUGGCAGGACACAUCAUCAGCCCAGACCUGAGGGCAGCUCUUCACAAAAUCCCUCUCAGCGGGAAUUUUGGGGUCCUGGAGAGGUGUGGAUCCCACUUGGCAGCAAUGGUGGCAGCAGCUGCCUGGGUGGGUGACGUGGAGCCUGUGCUGGGGUGUCCCAGCUGUUCCCUGCCGAGGGCAGUUUUCCAGGGCUCUGGUUAUCCCUAAAGACCAAACCUGGAGAUCCUUAGCCCUUGCCAAGGGAACUCCCUUUUGCCCCCCUGUGUCAGCAGCAGCCAGAGCACAGCAUCCUUUGGGCUUUUCCCAGCUGCUCGAGCAGAGCAAGGGACCAAGGACCAGUUUGGGGGUGUUACUCCGAGUCCUCUUCCACCACCCCCAUCCUGGUCCCAUUUCUGGGCCUCUGGCUGUGUUUACGGGGAGAUAUCAGCUGCUUUCUUAUUUAUUAUUUAUUUUUACAACUGGAACCACCCUUGCUGUGUUACUGAGGCGAGCGAUGCACAGUGGUCUGUUCUCAUUUCCGACGUGACGUUGUCAUUACAAAAUAAAACGUAAAGAGAAAAAUACCCUGACAGCAUGGGCUGGGUCUGUUUUUUUGUUUUUUUGUUUUUUUUUGGUUGUGGACUUCCAAUUAAAUUUAACAUUCUAAUUCUGGCUGCUUUGCCAAGCUGCUCAUGUUGGGUGACUCAGGGGGCACUUUCAGCCACUUUAAAAGUGACGAUGUCAAGAGCAGAAAAGGAAGGGGGAAGACUUUUGAAGCACAGACCUUUGUGGUAUUUGGUUUAUCAAAGAAAACCGAACGGCUCAUAGAAAGAAAGAAAGCAGAAGUGAAGUUUUGAAUACAUGAACUGCCAGGGUACUCCUUGUAUUGCUCAUAAUUUCUGAGCCACUUACAGGACUGCAGUUCCCAAUAUCUGCUCAGUAUUAGUAAAACACAAAUGUCCUAAAAUUGGGAGGAUGCGAUUUUUUUUUUUUUUCCCCCAGGAAAAAAACCCUGUUUUUCGGGUCGCUGUCGUAAAUAAUACUUGAGUUUUGCCAGUGAUACACCUGAUGGUUGAAUUCAUUGACAAGGGGGAAACUCUGGUAUCACAGGGGUUAUUAGAAAACAUCCUGUUCCUGUGCAGAGCGAGUUCCCUGGAAUUCCCUGGGAGGGAAGGGGAGGGUUGCAUGGAAGGAGCUUUCCAUGGGAGCACCCAGGCCUGCCUGUGGGAACACAUGGAGAGGAGCACCGCAGGGCAGCUCGGAGAAGUGCUCGGAAUAAAAACCCCACCGAAAUGUGGUUUUAUUUCA